This is a messenger RNA of Pyricularia grisea, 1677 nucleotides long. RefSeq lists its product as uncharacterized. Lineage: Eukaryota; Fungi; Ascomycota; Sordariomycetes; Magnaporthales; Pyriculariaceae. The transcript has a single exon. The record is from RefSeq and is a predicted model, not a curated record. The coding region runs from base 1 to 1677 and encodes 558 amino acids.
AUGCUCCCCUCUCCGACCCUCAGCCUUACCCUUCCGAGCCUUCACGACGGCACAAUACUUGCCGUACGCGUCUACCACCCCUGGCCAUUGUCGCCGUCCCCGAAAGCCCCGCCAUGGCGCCGUCACGCCGCUGUGGUUGCCCAUCCAUACGCCCCAAUGGGCGGCUCCUACGAUGAUGCCAUCGUCGGCCUCGUCGCCGAGACCCUCUUGCGUGCAGGCUUCCUUGUCGCUACCUUUAACUUUCGUGGCGCACAUGGCUCGGCCGGGAGGACCUCUUGGACCGCAAAAGCCGAACGUGCCGACUACAUGUCCGUCGCCGGCUUCGUCUGCCACUAUGCCCACUUUCUCGACCCCUUCCACCACAGUGCAAUCAACAGCCGACCUAUCACACCCAUCCCCGACACCGAAGACGAAAGACAAAUCACCCCUCCGUCUACGCGACAUGGCCUAUCCCCAUCAUCGCCGCCACCACCGACGCGCAGCACCACCGACAUAAACCCGACAAAUAACCUACCCCCACCCACCUCUCCUCUACCCCCGCUCCUCCUCUUCGCCGGCUACUCGUACGGCGCCAUGAUCACGACCCAGAUCCCCUCCCUCCCGACCAUCCUGCAGCACUUUACAUCCCCCGAAGCCGGGUCCAACGCCGCCGAGAUCCGCCUGCGGGCGCGCAGCCUUGCCGACUCGCAAAACACCAUCCUGGGCGCCGCGCGCCGGGCGGCCGAGCGAGAACGCCGCGGCCUGGGCGACUCGCCGCGCAAAUCUCUAGGCUUGCGCAUUGGUGGAGACGAGGACGUGACCGGCCGUCGCAAGAGCCACGACCGGUCGCCGCUGCGCGCGUCCUUUGACGACGCAGAGGAGAAGCUGCGUCGCGGCGUCGCGGACUUCUUGGCUAAGACUAGCAGGCAUCACCACCACCACUCCCUGUCUGGCCAGGUUGGUGUGCCGCAGAGGGCUGUGAGUACUGGGGGUGGGCGUCGGUCCUUGUCAGACAGGAGGUCCGUGUCUUUGCCAUACGCCGGAAGGCCGCCGAGUGGUCAGGGGGAUGCUUUAGUGCUUGAGGGAGACCAAGAGGAUAAACCAGGUGAGGGGCAGAUCCGGGCCGACGGGGCCGAAGUGAAGAAACUGCCCAUUUUGGAGAGCCCACCGAACCCCAGAACUGCGUAUUUGAUGGUGUCUCCGCCUUUAAGUAUAGCAGGGAACCUGACGGCUCUUUCAUUUUCCCUUCCGGGGCUUACUCGGCGGGCAAAAUCAACGAGAAGGUCUUCCAGCCAACUGCCGACAACAGUCAUGACAGACGGGGAGCUCGACGCAGGGGGAUUAGCAGGGAAUUCCACACAAAAGCCUGUCACGGCCAAGGCUGUCAGGGCAGCCUCGACCAUGGUCCCCCCGCCAAGCGAACUCGAAGAAGCGGACCAGAAGCUCGUCGAAAGUCCAUCUCUGGUCGUGUAUGGUGACAGUGAUGUAUUUGUGUCCAACCGUCGCAUGAGGGAGUGGGCCGCCAGACUCCAGGGUGUCCCAGGGUCUAAAUUUCGGGCGCACGAGGUGUCUUCGGCAGGUCACUUUUGGCAAGAAACACCGGAAUCCGGGGGUGGCGAGCCGGUCGCUCGUGUGCUAAUGCAUGCUGUUGGGACUUUUGCUGAGGGACUACUCAAAGAUGCAGCAGCGCCUGGUUGA